ACUAGCGUAAGAUACUGCUCCCGAUUUGUUUUUCCAAGGGGCCCUAAAGCUUUUCUUCCACUUGGGGUUCGUUGGUUCGAAUUUCGAUUCAUUGCUCACCUUCUCAUGCCUGCGACCACGUGCAGCUUCUUCGCCCAUCCCUCCUGAAUCGUGAUACCUGAUUCAACCUCUCUUCCUUCUAGUGUUGAUUUCUGUUCUUCGUCGACCUUGUCUUCGUCUUCUUCCUCUAAUGCUUCUUGCAAAAUAGCUUCAAUCACAAACACUGAAAGCACAUGAAUCAGAGGCGCUCUCUCCCUCUUUUGCAGUUCUCUAAAUCGAUUCUCUUCCUCUCUCUGUGACAAUCUCCCUUGGCCUUUCUCACGCCAUGGAAGACGAAUCUGUACAUUAACAGAGGUUUCUUAGUCUUCCAGUCUUGGUUCCUUUUACUCUUAUUGUCAAUAGUUGUUGAUUGUUUUAUAAUCGAAUUAAGAUGAUGGGUUCUGAGAACCAUGGCUUCGAAGAAGCCCAUCUCUUUGCAUCUCGAGAAGAAAUGGAGAGUCUAAUCCUCGACGAGCCAUGGAAUGGAAAAUCCUUCGCCGAUUACCACAGCGCCAUGUCUUCUUCUCUGGCUGACACACAUCAUCCUUUAUCGCCGCCCACAGUCGUAGUCGAACCAGGCGAUGAUCCCUUGCUCUCGUCUUCGCCGCGAUUCAGAGACCGUCGAAACCCUAAUCUAUCUGAUAAUUCAUUCGUAGAACCUCCAUCUUACGCAGAUGUUAUCUUCAGUCCAUUAGGCGACGAGAACCCCGAUUCCAACGGCGUCGAAAGUCUUUCCCCGGACUCGGUUAAAUCAGGGAAUUUGUCGAGGUCUGCUUCGUCGAGUUCUGAUUACUUGAAGAUCACGGUUUCGAAUCCUGUGAAAGAGCAGGAGACUACGAAUUCGCUCGUUCCUGGUGGGAAUACUUAUGUGACGUAUUUGAUCACGACGAGAACCAACAUGCCAGACUUCGGUGGAUCGGAAUUUAGUGUUCGGAGGCGAUUCAGAGAUGUGGUGACCUUGGCGGAUCGGUUGUCGGAGUCGUACAGAGGGUUCUUUGUUCCGCCCCGGCCGGAUAAGAGCGUAGUGGAGAGUCAGGUCAUGCAAAAGCAGGAAUUUGUGGAACAGAGGCGUGUGGCUUUGGAGAAAUACCUGUGUAGAUUGGCAGCGCAUCCGGUGAUCAAGAAGAGCGAGGAGCUGAAGGUGUUCUUACAGGCCUGGGGGAAGCUUCCUUUGCCCACGACGACAGACGUGGCCUCGAGGAUGCUGGAUGGAGCGGUGAAGCUUCCAAAGCAGUUGUUUGGGGAAUCUGCCAAUGUCGUUGCCCCGCAUGAGGUAGUCCAGCCUGCAAAAGGGGGGAGGGAUCUGCUCAGGAUCUUUAAGGAAUUGAAGCAGUCGGUCUCUAAUGAUUGGGGUGGCUCGAAACCAUCUGUGGUUGAGGAAGAUAAGGAGUUUUUAGAGAAGAAAGACAAGCUGCAGGAUCUCGAGCAGCAACUCAGCAAUGCAUCACAGCAAGCUGAAUCAAUUGUCAAAGCUCAGCAGGAUAUUGGAGAAACAAUGGGAGAAUUAGGUUUAGCUUUCAUCAAGCUAACCAAAUUUGAAACAGAGGAGGCCGUUUUUAACUGUCAGAGAAUGAGAGCUGCUGAUAUGAAACGUGUUGCAACAGCUGCUGUCAAAGCUAGCAGAUUCUAUCGGGAAUCAAAUGCUCAAACAGUCAAACAUCUGGAUACACUACAUGAGUAUCUUGGAUUAAUGUUGGCUGUCCACGGUGCAUUCUCAGAUCGCUCAAGUGCUUUGUUGACAGUGCAGACUCUCCUAUCUGAACUUUCAUCCUUGCAUUCGAAAGCUGAAAAACUUGAAGCUGCAUCAUCCAAAAUAUUUGGUGGUGACAAAUCUAGAAUUCGCAGAGCAGAAGAGUUGAAAGAAACCAUAAAAGCUACAGAGGACGCUAAAUAUAUUGCUGUUAGAGAAUAUGAACGCAUCAAGGUGAUCCAAGGUGUUGGAGGGGACCUGUACACAAGGCGACCAAGGUGCCCGCCUUGGCAAUCAAGGUGUUUGGAAUGGAAAACAACAGGAGUGAGCUUGAAAGGUUGGACAGGGAAAGACACAAUGACUUCUUGGCCAUGAUGAAAGGGUUUGUAGUUAAUCAGGUCGGUUAUGCAGAGAAGAUGGCAAAUGUGUGGGCAAAGGUUGCUGAAGAAACAAGUAUGUAUGCCAAAGAGAGAAGUUGAAGUGUGACUGUAAAUUUAGUUUAGUUUUGGGAUUCUUUUCAAUCAUUUUCCUUUCUUUUAUUUAAUUGCUCCCCACCCAAUACGUGGGGGUAUUGCAAUUUAUGUACACUAGUAGGACAUAACAGCACAUCCAUAAUAAUAUUCAGAGCACUUGAUAGAAUGUUUUGAAAUCCAUCGUUUUGGUUGUAUCUGUUUGAGAAGAAAAUGGUUAUAGUUAUACACACUUCAAUUUAUUUCCUUACAGGGUGUGUGCUUGAGGCUGAUAGGAAGGGAAAACAUUGUAGUAAUGACAGUAUGACAUUCCAUACUGCUUUUCUUGCUUGGUUGUUGAUUGGUGGUUUUUAUUGUGUUAACAGAUUAUAUGUUAAAUAGAUUGAUAUCACUGUUGUCA
Macadamia integrifolia is the source of this 2638-nucleotide messenger RNA. Its product is annotated as sorting nexin 2A-like. Gene Ontology annotation, molecular function: phosphatidylinositol binding. The coding region runs from base 470 to 2143 and encodes 557 amino acids. The record is from RefSeq and is a predicted model, not a curated record. Lineage: Eukaryota; Viridiplantae; Streptophyta; Magnoliopsida; Proteales; Proteaceae. The transcript has 6 exons.